Nanorana parkeri is the source of this 1774-nucleotide messenger RNA. It is a transcript of the gene KAT14, whose product is annotated as lysine acetyltransferase 14. NCBI's taxonomy places the organism in Eukaryota, Metazoa, Chordata, Amphibia, Anura, Dicroglossidae. The coding region runs from base 98 to 1774 and encodes 558 amino acids. The transcript has 6 exons. The record is from RefSeq and is a predicted model, not a curated record.
CUACAUGUCAGCUGUUGCAUACAGAGACGACUUUCACUUAAAAGUAGGCAUCUGACAUUUGUUCUAGCCCAAUCCCGUCCUCUGCUGUGUGUAGGUCAUGGAUACAUCGGCCCAUAUCACUCCUAUGGACGAUGAGGCUACCAGGACAUCGGCCUCUGAAGGUCUGGAGGAAGGGGAAGUGGAAGGUGAGACUCUGUUGCUGGUCGAGUCUGAAGAUCAGGCUUCUAUAGACUUGUCUCAUGAUCAGAGUGGAGAUUCUUUAAACAGCGAUGUUGGCGAUGAGGUAGACCCACCAUGGAUGGAAGAAAUGCCUUUUCACUGUGACAAGUGUCAGAAAUGGAUCCCAGCAAGCCAGCUUAGAGAUGACCCACCAAGUCAUCUGAAAGGGGACAACUUCUUCAAAUUUACGUGCACUGACUGUGCCGAAGACGGCAAAGAGCAGUUUGAGCGCUUAAGGCUGACUUGGCAGCAGGUGGUUAUGCUGGCCAUGUACAAUCUGUCUCUGGAAGGAUCUGGCCGCCAGGGUUAUUUUAGAUGGAAGGAAGACAUCUGCUUAUUCAUAGAGAAACACUGGAACUUCUUGUUGGGAAGCAGGAAGAAGACCUCCACCUGGUGGAGCACUGUUGCUGGCUGUCUGUCUGUGGGAAGCCCCAUGUUCUUCCGAUCUGGAGCUCAGGAGUUUGGAGAGCCAGGCUGGUGGAAGCUAGUUCAUAACAAACCUCCAGCCCUGAAACCUGAGGUUCCUGGCAAGUCUAACCUGGACCCAGUGAUUACAGUGGAGGGCCUACGGAAGAGAUCUAGAGGAAACCCAGUGGAGGCCGCUAUAGAGCUGAAGGAGAAACGAUCACGCACACAAGAAGCAAAGGACAUCAGGAAAGCCCAGAAAGAAGCCAGCAGCUUUGGUGAUCGGAGCACAUCAUCCACUCCUGUGAAGUUUUCCAGCCGAAACCGCAGGCCAGAUAUUGUGCUCGAGAAAGGGGAAGUCAUAGACUUUUCAUCCAUGAGCUCUUCAGAUCGGACACCCAUGACUAGUCCCUCUCCUUCUCCAUCUCUGGAUUUCUCAGCUCCUGGGACACCAGCAUCUCACUCAGCUACUCCAAGCCUGCUUUCAGAAGCUGAUCUAAUCCCCGAUGUCAUGCCACCCCAAGCUUUGUUUCAUGAUGAUGAAGAGAUGGAUGCUGAUGGUGUCAUUGAUCCUGGAAUGGAAUACAUUCCUUCUCCAAAUGCUCUUCAUUCUACUCCUAUUAGUCGAAAGAACUACAAGUCAUCUGUCCAUGUGAAACAAGAAAUCGAGAGCGAGGAGGAAAGAAUGGAGAGGUUAGAGGCUGAAUUGCAUGAGGGUCCAUCCAUCGAGAGAAUGCGGGACAAGAGGAGACCACAACCAAUUGGGAGAGACAGAAGAGGCACUCAGUUCCACGCUAUAAGCAUGUAUGAGGAAAAGUUGCUGUUAAAACACCUUGAGGCUUGUCCUAAUGCGGUAGCUGUGACUCCAGAGGCCAGGAGACUGAGACAGAAACUGCUGGUGCGCAAGACCAAGCGGGAAAGGGGGCUGCCUAUUUUUGAACUGGACCAGGCAGUGAAUGCAGCUUUGUCGCUGGUCGGAGGAGUAUAUGGAGCUAGAGAAGGCUGUGUUUCUAGGCCAUUACCCACUGGUCCAGAGUACACCCGAACAAGCAAAGACACAAGAAUAUUGGAUCGAUACCAAGUAAGUUCCAUCCUGGUCAUGUGGAUUUUGACAAACCAAUCAGUUUGUCUGCUCACAAGAGCUGAAUGA